CGGAACUGGAGGCUUUGAAGCCUCUGUUCCCAAGGAAUAAUCUCAAGAACUUCCAGAGCAAAAAACUGGGUUCAGAAGUAGAAGAACCAACCUCUAUUUGUGAUGAGCGAAAAGUCGGCGACCUCCCAUCCUGA
This is a messenger RNA of Ambispora leptoticha, 134 nucleotides long. Lineage: Eukaryota; Fungi; Glomeromycota; Glomeromycetes; Archaeosporales; Ambisporaceae. The record is from the annotation of a GenBank genome assembly.